This is a messenger RNA of Aspergillus alliaceus, 2706 nucleotides long. RefSeq lists its product as uncharacterized. The transcript has 2 exons. Bases 1 to 2706 code for a protein of 901 amino acids. Lineage: Eukaryota; Fungi; Ascomycota; Eurotiomycetes; Eurotiales; Aspergillaceae. The record is from RefSeq and is a predicted model, not a curated record.
AUGCUGUCAGCUCCGGUGAAGUCGGCCAAGCGUAUAUCGUCGCUUUUUUCCCUCGGAUCCCACAAAGAGGCAUCGAUUCCCUCGUCGCCCGGCUCUCCCGGCGCUCCGAAGCCUUCCCCCGAUCAUCUGCCCCAGGAUGGACGUCAUCGAAGCAGUUCGCGAUCAGCUCGUUUAGCAUCCAAUCCCAUCAGUGUCGACUACUCAGAGGCGCGAACGCCCAUAUCACCCGGCCCGAACGAUAAUUUCGACCUGGAUGCCCCUCUUCCACCUCCCCCAUCGCUUCUCGCGGUGAACCAGGAUCUCGCCGGAAGUGCGCCCGGCUCACCGGACUCGAGACCCCAAAGUAGAGGCCGCAUAAGGAGUGGAAGCAGGCCUUCUAGCUCCGCGGGGCUGUUUGUUCCCGGAACUGGACCCGACUCACGUCCUGGAACUCCUUCGAAAAGACGGAGCUGGAUGCCCGGACGGGCGCGGGCAAAUUCCGUGGACACUAGAACGGCGCCUACAAGUCCUUCAUUACCCAGCGCUUGGAUUGCUGGGUUGGACCAGAAGAUUCUAUAUGACCUGGAACCCCUAUCGAGAGGGGAACAAAUUCCAGAAUUGUGGAACGAAAAUGGCGACACAUACGUUUAUCUUUUCCCUCAGAACACGGGCAGACCUGCUGCCUUUAAAGUCGAUUCCACAGUCUUUGCCGAGUCGCCAUCCCUGAAUUUCCUAGCCCGGGGAACCGACCCCCGGAAUUCGGGAUCCGUUGAACAGCAAACUCGCAAUUUGUCACUGGCAAGCCCCAUCACUGGUCCUGCAUCGCCGCCUCUGACUCCUCAAGACCGAUUGCCAGACGAUGAUAAUGACAGCACCGGUAGUAGGAGGAUGGCAUUUGUGGAAGAUGACGGACAGGACGAUCUUCAGGAACUUCACCUCUAUCUGCCAAUUCCCCUGAACAGUGAUGUUUCUAGCCCUAAUAGUCGUAUUUCGCAAGAAGACACGGAAACUCUGCUGUUAUUCCGCAACCUUUUUGCUUUCUUAUUAGGACAGUCUUUGAUUGCAACUCCCCGAUCCCCUUCACUUUUCGCCAUCUUCAUGGAUGUCGCAACGCUACUCUCUCGAUUCGAGUUUACCAACUUCGACGGAUCCAACUUCGGCGAAACUGCAACCACCAGCUUUGGCAACUAUUGUGACGAAUUGCAUUUGGCAGAUGUGCGCAAAAGCCGAGAGAAGACGAUUGAAGCCAUUGUUCUGGGAGAGCGUCUGCGUCACUUCCCGCUGUAUCUUGAAGGCUUCGUACAUGGUGUGGGCAAACUGGAUGAGCUGAAGCAGCUGAGAAGCCCUAAAUUUGGUCUCAUCAGCGCUGCUACACAGAAACGGUUGGAAAGAGGCUUCAUUGAUCUAGAUACACGUCUCCGAGUUCUAUACAGCAAGCUCAAUGACUUUGAUUUCCCCUCAGCAUUUGCUGGCGCUGCCAACUCCAACACGUCUGCCGAGAGCAAGGUGAUCCGCUUUAAAGCGUGGAAGGCUGCAUUUAUGGAGAUGCGACGUCAUACAAUUCAGUACUACCGGCAAAGAUUUGGAUCGUGGCCCCCCAAGGCACGGUCCAAGAAAAAUCAAUUUGAAGAGAGUGGUUUGAACCGCCAGGUCUUGAUGGAGCUAUAUAAUGACUUUGCAAACCUUUACGAUAUGUUGGUUGACCGGACUUCUCUCACUACUCGAACGGUAGAUAUGGGGGUAGAGGAGCCGUCGGAAACGGAUGACCUCAACACAAUGACCAAUAGGGCCCUUCGGCAAGUCUUGAGCGAGUAUGAUCGAAGCACGCCGCCUGUCCAGCCUCCCAUUCCUUUUGAUAUUCCCCAAUUUCCAUCUCUCCAGCCGCUACAGCGCAAGCCUAUGGAUGCCAAGAAGGAAGCCAAGAAGAACACCAAAAAGCUCAAGGAUGCCGAUAUCAAUGCCGUCCUGAUGGGAUCUUACACUCGCGAUAGCCUUAAGCCGACACCCUUUAUCGAGGCGUUUAUGCAGUUUGAACGUCGUUCUGGCCAUGGAAAGAACAUCAACGAUCUUAUAGACCUUCGAUGUGGCCAAUGGAUCUUCUUGUACUGUGUCAUCCAGUCUCUGCCACUGCUUGUGGUAGAUGUGCAGGAUGUCAAAUACGUCGAGGGGGUAGAGUACUUCCUCUGUAUUGCUCCUCGUGGUGGUGCUCCUUGGAUUCAGAAUGACGGAAAGGUAGCCCGAAGCUGGUUUGGUGUUGCAGGUGGGGCUGGUGUCGUCAGUUUGCCUUCUGACGUGGUUAUUAAUGGCGUGGAGGGCAUCUACCGGCGUAGUCACUGCUGGCGUGUUGCAGAGCAGUGGGCGGAGAAGGAUGCCAUUCUGGCGCCUCCGACGGUUGAGGACCCUUACGACAACGAGUCGUCGUUGUCUUCACCAUACCAGGCCCAACAAUCAUCUGCAGGUUCAUCGGCGGAGCAACAACCCACUCCCCUCUUGGCACCAGGGGGCAAUGGCCUCACACCCCCACCUGUCAUUCCUAGGACGAAUUCUCCUGCAGUGAGAAGUCGAGCGGAACAUCGACACUCCAUCUAUCCAGGUCUAGAGGCGCUUCCGUUACCGGCCGGCGUUGCUCCAAUUGACCCACCUGCUAGGCCUAUCAGCAGGUUCAAUCCCAACAUGAGUUUUGAUGACAUCUUAAAGCAGGUUCCAAAUCAGAAAGGGAAAAAAUAA